GUUGUUCACAAAUUGUUAAAUGUUUUUACAUGAUCUGCCCAAGCUUAUUAGGAAAGACCGAAGAGCCAGCGUUUUAGUUGACGGACCUGACCUCUCUGGUUCUCUUUCUUCUCUUUCCAGAUUACGUGCAUACUUGUUCCAAUCUUGGCUCAUCAUCACAAGUCAAAUUACAUAAAUAUUAAAUAAAGUAUCUGUACUUUCUUCCUCUUUAACCAUGAUCAUCUCUCCAAAGCCUCUCUGCCUUAAGUUUGUUGCAGUCCUGAGACCUGAGAGCUCUCACAGUCGGGUUUCUUUGUUCUUACAAUCGUUUGAGUUCUGUUCUUGAGGUGCUUCUUGGAUUAAAGUUACAUUUAUUUGUUCUUUUCGAAAAGUUGCAGGUGAUGGGAAGCAUAUUGUCAAAGAGGACGAGCAGGAGGGGACCAUAUUCAAAUGGUCGGUAUGCUUCAACUCCAUCGAGUUCUUGGAGUGAGUAUGGAGGUAAUACUAUGCAGGAUCCACACCAAACGGGCCUGCAUCAUCACUACAUGCCUUCUCCGUCCUACAAUUAUGCUACACAACCUUCGCAAGCGCAGACCCGGCAGCGUCGGAAGAUAGUGAACACGAAAUAUUCGAGGAUAGCCGAUAAUUAUCGUUCUUUGCAUGAGGUAACUUCUGCUCUUGCCCAAGCUGGUUUAGAGUCUUCUAAUCUCAUCGUCGGGAUUGAUUUCACAAAGAGCAAUGAGUGGACAGGCGCGAGGUCAUUCCAUCGGCUAAGCCUGCAUGACAUCGGCCAUGGUCAGAAUCCCUACGAGCAAGCGAUAUCAAUCAUUGGAAAGACUUUAUCCGCAUUCGAUGAGGAUAACCUAAUUCCCUGUUUCGGAUUCGGAGAUGCAUCAACACACGACCAGGAUGUUUUCAGUUUUUAUCCAGACAAUAGAUUCUGUAACGGGUUUGAGGAAGUCUUGACGCGAUACAAAGAGGUCGUUCCCCGUCUCCGCCUUGCAGGACCGACAUCCUUUGCACCCAUAAUUGAGAUGGCGAUGACAAUUGUAGAGCAAAGUGGUGGCCAGUACCAUGUCCUGUUAAUAAUAGCUGAUGGGCAGGUGACGAGAAGUGUUGAUACUCAGUAUGGCCAGCUCAGUCCGCAAGAGCAAAAGACAGUUGAUGCAAUCGUGAGAGCUAGCGAAUACCCUCUAUCUAUUGUUUUAGUUGGGGUCGGAGACGGGCCAUGGGACCUGAUGAAGGAGUUCGAUGAUAACAUUCCUGCGCGAGCCUUUGACAAUUUCCAGUUCGUCAACUUUACCGAGAUCAUGUCCAACAAUGUGGAUGCAUCUAGAAAACAGGCGGAAUUCGCUCUCGCGGCCUUAAUGGAAGUUCCUUCUCAGUAUAAAGCAACUAUAGAGCUUGGCAUAUUAGGUCAACAAAAAGGGAUUUCCCCGGAGAGAAUUCCUCUUCCUCCGCCUCACAGCAGCUCAAGACCUUACCAGUCCAGAUAUUUUCAGCAAAAAGAAACUCCUUACCGUGACGAAUGCUCUCCAACAUUCAGCAGAGCCCCACCAUCGGUUUCAGCUUAUGACAAUCAGGAUUGUCCCAUAUGUAUGAGUAAUUCAAAGGACAUGGCCUUCGGGUGCGGCCACCUGACCUGCUGUGACUGUGGGGAGAAUCUGCGGUCAUGCCCAAUAUGCCAGAGCACCAUCCAAAUCAGAAUUAAGCUUUAUUGACCAGGCUUUGCCAUUUUACAUAUACUCUAAAUAUUAUAAGUUGAUCUCAGCAAGCAUUGCUCUAUAUAGCAGUGUAUGUAGUUGACUUUUAAGUUGGAGGAAAGGGCUUGUCAUCA
This is a messenger RNA of Syzygium oleosum, 1816 nucleotides long. Its product is annotated as E3 ubiquitin-protein ligase RGLG2. The record is from RefSeq and is a predicted model, not a curated record. The transcript has 12 exons. The coding region runs from base 381 to 1700 and encodes 439 amino acids. NCBI's taxonomy places the organism in Eukaryota, Viridiplantae, Streptophyta, Magnoliopsida, Myrtales, Myrtaceae.